Trichoderma citrinoviride is the source of this 1674-nucleotide messenger RNA. RefSeq lists its product as hypothetical. Bases 1 to 1674 code for a protein of 557 amino acids. The transcript is spliced from 3 exons. Lineage: Eukaryota; Fungi; Ascomycota; Sordariomycetes; Hypocreales; Hypocreaceae. The record is from RefSeq and is a predicted model, not a curated record. Gene Ontology annotation, biological process: defense response; superoxide anion generation. Gene Ontology annotation, cellular component: plasma membrane; NADPH oxidase complex. Gene Ontology annotation, molecular function: superoxide-generating NAD(P)H oxidase activity.
AUGGCCGGCCAACUUGGAUACGGUGAACUGAUCCGCAAGCAGUUCACCGCCCAAAAGCUCUUUUUUCACUUUCUGUUCUGGACAUUUCAUUUUGGCAUUUUUGCUUAUGGAUGGUACAAACAGGCUGCCGAUCCGAGACUGGCGGGUCUGAACACACUCAAGUACUCAGUAUGGAUCUCACGAGGUGCCGGUCUGGUGCUCAGCGUCGACUGCAUGCUCAUCCUGCUGCCCGUCUGCCGAACUAUUAUGCGCUGGAUUCGACCCAAGAUUCGCUUCCUGCCCCUCGAUGAGAAUCUGUGGAUGCAUCGCCAGCUUGCCUACUCGAUGCUGUUCUUCGCCAUCUGCCACACGUCUGCCCACUAUGUCAACUUCUACAACGUCGAGAAGAACCAGAUCCGCCCCGUCACCGCCCUGCAGAUUCACUACGUGCAGCCCGGCGGCAUCACUGGCCACGUUAUGCUCCUCUGCAUGCUGCUCAUGUAUACCACUGCUCAUGCCCGAAUCCGUCAGCAAUCCUUCGAGACCUUCUGGUACACGCAUCAUUUGUUCAUCCCCUUCUUCCUCGCGCUCUACACCCAUACCGUUGGUUGCUUCGUCCGCGAUACAGCCGACGGCUUCUCGCCAUUCGCCGGUGAGCAGUACUGGUCGCACUGCAUUGGUUAUCUCGGAUGGCGUUGGGAGCUUUUCACCGGAGGCUUCUACUUGAUUGAGCGUCUGUAUCGCGAGGUUCGUGCCCGCCGCGAGACCAGAAUCACUCGUGUCAUCCGCCACCCCUAUGACGUUGUCGAGAUCCAGUUCAACAAACCUUCCUUCAAGUACAAGGCCGGCCAGUGGUUGUUCCUCCAGGUGCCCUCCAUCUCAAAGUACCAGUGGCACCCUUUCACCAUCACGUCGUGCCCUUUUGACCCCUAUGUCUCCGUCCACGUCCGUCAGGUUGGUGACUUCACCAAGCAGCUGGGUGACGCUCUUGGUGCUGGUGCCGCUCAAGCCAAGUUUUACGACGGCGUCGACCCCAUGGGUAUGUACGAGGUCGCUCUGCAAAACGGCCAGCAGAUGCCUGCUCUGCGCAUCGACGGCCCCUACGGAGCUCCGGCCGAAGACGUGUUUGAGAACGAAAUUGCCGUCCUCAUCGGAACUGGUAUCGGCGUCACUCCCUGGGCGUCUAUCCUGAAGAACAUCUGGCAUCUCCGCAACUCUCCCAACCCUCCUACUCGUCUUCGCCGUGUUGAGUUUAUCUGGGUGUGCAAGGAUACUGGCUCUUUUGAAUGGUUCCAGACGCUUCUGUCUUCUCUGGAGGAACAGUCCAACGAAGCUGCUCGUGUCCCUGGCAGCUCCGGCGUUGAAUUCCUCAAGAUCCACACCUAUCUUACCCAGAGGCUGGAUAUGGACACUGCCCAGAACAUUGUGCUGAACAGUGUCGGUGCCGAUAUGGAUCCCCUUACUGAGCUCAAGUCACGGACCCAGUUCGGCCGACCCAACUUCUCCCGCCUGUUCAGGACUAUGCGUGAUGGAAUCCUCGACAGGACAUAUCUCGGCGGUUUGGAGGGAAGCACGAAGACGACUGUUGGUGUCUACUUCUGCGGCCCUUCUGUUGCAGCUCGUGACAUUAAGACUGCUUGCAAGGCUGCUACGGCACGCGAAGUCGAGUUCCGCUUCUGGAAGGAGCACUUUUAA